UAAAGGAUACAGUCAGGUACCAAAAUGGCUAAUAAUACAGUAACAAUGGCUUUUAUAGGCCGAGUAGGCCUAGAUAAACUCAGGGAUCCAUAUAAAGUGGAAACAGUCAAAAAGACACUUAAAGGAAUAGGAACACAAAUGGAAGAUAAUAUAUGGAGCAACACGUCAGUUAGCGUACAUAGCGAACAGACUUGGAGUACACAAAUGACAGUAGAAAUAGAUAUACCAGUACCAGGAACACAAUGUAUAACUAUAAACACAAACACUGGCAACAUCAACGAAGUAGAUAUAAUCACUCAACUUAUAAACGAAAGAGAAUUGGAAGACCAUGAUAAUGGCAUGGGAAGUAAUAAACAAAUUAGAAAUAUACACCUGCUGUUGCCACUCAAGGAUAUGAUAAUACAAACCAGAGAUAAAACAAAGUGGUGUUCAUUAAUGGAAAGUGACCACGAUGAAAAGGAUAAUCUAAAUUGGGACGCCAUGCGGAGACUUAUCGCACUGAUAAUAAUAGGUAUCACACUUGAAAAAAUGAAUGAUAUCGAUGAUUCAAUGGUGGUAGCACUCCUGGUCAACCAUGUGAAACAUAACUUCAGAUAUAGCUUCCAGUCACCAACCAGUGGCUUGUGCCACUUGGAACGACCAGAAUGGGCCAUAAACUAUAUCAAAGAUGUAGUUACGAGGUACCACUGCAUAUUCAAAAUAAUGAAACAAGAAAUAAACGGAAAUGUGGAGCAAGUAUUCAAUGCAUUCGUACCACACUCUAUAUUUACAAUGAACAGAGAAAAGUUACUGGAAGGAUUUAAAAGGAUAGCCGCUGAAUUCUCAUUUUCUAGCCUUGUUCGUAAGUGGAUGAUGGUGAUAGCUAAUGAAGCGAGGUUAUUUGUAUUCAGCAGGUUGCCACUGCUAUUCUACGAUUAUAGAGUAACGCCUUUUGAUGGCAUACUUACCAUGAAGCAAGUAACAAAUAUUGCAUCAAAGGCUAAUGAACAAACAAAAGUAAACGUUACACCUUCAUUGUUCGAUGAUGAAACUAGGGUUAAUGUCACAUAUAAUUUAUUAAGGGCAAUGACGGAAUUGGCUACGCCACUUCGGUCAAUCGAUCAAGCGGCAGCAUAUGAAGUAUUCGCCGAUUUCGAUCAAAAUGUAACCGUACCAUGCUUGAAUGUAGGAUUCAACACAGAAGAAAAUGUGGCACUAAUGGAACUAGAUUACGAACGAAAAGGGUUGUGUGGAGCACUGGAUGGACUAAUGAAUAUGGAAAGGAUAACAGCAAAUAGGUAUAUAAAGAAGAUGUUAACAGAUGAUGUCAUACUAGAAACCGUAAAGUGUAACAAACUAACACAACAUAGGUGGUAUCUACAGGAUAGUAGGUACCUAAUACAACCCAUAGAAACGUUAAUCACGCUGCUCAAAAUAUUCGAUGAAAGAUGCAAAUGCAUGGAGUCAACACAAAGCAAAAGUAAAUUCACAAACACUGUUAUCGCACCAAUAAUCAAUACUUACAUAGAAGAUGUAAAAAGAAGAUGGAAUGCUGAAGAUAACGCGCUAAAGUCAUGCAGCCUAACAGCAUUCCUCAUAGAUGCAACUGCAACGCUGCAUGAAUUUCUAAUCAGAUACCCAUAUACACAAUAUAUGAUGCAAUCGCAAGCAAACGUGGAGAAAGUGCUCAAUAAAAUGAUAAGCAUAAUAGGGGAUUAUGUGGAUAAUCUCAUGGAACAACCUUUCAGCGUCCUACACGAUAAAAGAAUAGAUAUCAUGGACGCACUAAAGGACAAAUUCAUACAACUUGCAGUACAGUGUAGCGAGGAUAUAUACGGGAAAAUAUUAAAAGCUACACUAGAUUGCAUAGGGAAACGAUUAUUGUGGACAUUAAUACCAGAACGAGUAAAUCAAAUCAAGCUACACCAACAAAGACAACUAGAUAUUGCACUAGAAAACUGUGAGUUAUUAUACCACGAAUUCAAGGUUAUUGCUCACAGUGAGAUUGUCACUGAAAAUAUGCAAAUCAUGGAGGAUGUCAAAAACGUACUUGCCGCAAAUAUAAACGAACUUGUGGAUGUUGUUGUUAAAAUUAGAGAUGCUAUGGCAAUGGAAUCCGUUUUCAAGUAUACAAAAAAAGGCGCACAGCACUGGUCCAGUAGACCAAUUGAUCAUACUGAAACGCCACGAUCAACAGCAGGAAUUAGAAUAUUGGAAAGUGCAAGUAUAGACAGCGAUGAUCCAGAUAACAUCUUCGACGAUAUAUUAAGAGAAAAUGAAAUUAACCCAAAUGAUGAUAUGAGCCCAGCGUCUAUUGAAGGAGAACAGGCUAUACUAGAGCCUGCAGUAACGAGUGAAUAUGAACUUCUAGAAAAUGUCAGAGAUACAUUGAAGGUAAAUCAACUUGAUGUAAAACAAAUAUACACACUCGCACUACACGCAUUACACGCUCAAUUAGAUCACGAACAAUUUAACGGACUUGUUAAAUAAUUAGUAUAAAGCA
Messenger RNA from Babesia bovis T2Bo, 2482 nucleotides. RefSeq lists its product as uncharacterized. The transcript is spliced from 5 exons. NCBI's taxonomy places the organism in Eukaryota, Apicomplexa, Aconoidasida, Piroplasmida, Babesiidae. Bases 25 to 2469 code for a protein of 814 amino acids. The record is from RefSeq and is a predicted model, not a curated record.